AUGGAGAACGCGGAUGUGGCUUUGACUACAUCCAGUCUGUACUUAUCCUUGGCCAAUAUCGAAGCCUCGCUCUUGCUCGGCCAAAUCCGUCUCAUUCUUCCAAGCGAAGAUCUUAUGGAUGCUGUCCUGACGGAGCGGUCUGAGGUAACAGGGAAUGUUGUUUUUGUUCUGGAAUCAUUAUCAAUGGCUUCUGCUGUACGCAAUGACAUUUCACUCGAUGGUUUGGGGUAUCCUCCGUUCAAUUCUCGGGUUUUGCCAAGGCGGUCAACCGUUCAAGCCCAGCGGUUCGGGCAGUCACAACUUCGAUUAGGAGGCAGAGUUGGGAAGAUAUCUGGGCAUGUUGCUACGUUGCUAUUCAACCACACUGGGCCCAGAGAACCAAGUGAAUUGGGACCAUUUGAAGAGCAUCUCGGACGGACAGCUGGACGUUCAGCUCGAUUUUCUACUGUGGGGACGUUCUGGUCGCCGUUCAACGUCACAUGCAGCAUUGAAGAGGAGCCUACCUCGAACAAUGAAGGUGUUUCUUCAGGCGUAAAAACCUCUACCACCGUCGCUUUGACCAAGCUGAGGCUCGACCUACCCAAAACAGCGUUUGACGUGCUGGUAACCCGGGUUGUGGGAGUAAUUCAUGGAGCAGGUGCAAUAAGUCGGUCUGUUGCGGCGCCAGUACAGGCGAAUUUGAAGCCAGUUGAGUUGACACCGCCAAAAGCAGCCACGACACAGAAUUGCACGAAUCAGCACGAAAUGUCAUUCUCGUGCGAUGGAAUUGAAGUGAAUAUGCUGGAGGCGGGCGCAUCUACACAUGUUCGGGUUGGCAACAUCACUAUUGCGCACAAUUUCUCGCUGCUGGGCGGCAGUGCCUACGUUCAAAAUUUGGUCGUGGGACAUCGUGCAGCUGAUGAACCUAGGAGUCCUACACAAAAGACCGGUUCAAGCGAAGAAGUGGUGUUUGGGGCGAAUGCUGAGCCUAGUUUGUGGCAACUAACGGUGGAAAACUAUCCCGAAAAAAUGAUCGCUGCACGAUGGAAUUUCGGAGAACGCUCGGAGGGUACAUUGUUUCUCGAUGUGCAGGCAUACCAGCUUCACGUAUCCCACCACUUUAUAGCAGCAGUGUCACGAUUUACGCAGAUAAACCCCGAUCUGUCGUUUUCGACUUACAGCCCGAACAAGCUACCAAGAGAGCGAGUUCAUCACGUUCCGAAGCGCCAUCCGUUCGUGUUCCAGUCGAGGUGGAACGUCAAACUACUUGUAGCCCCAAGUGUGAUAUCAUACUGGAGACGGAACCCAACCAAUACGAGGGCUUCUGGAGUGUGGAUGACGUCUGGCCAGAUUUUCGCAAGUGCCAGUCUUGGAAGCGACGGAUCUGCUCAGCAAUCUCUACAGACCUCUCGGCAAGACGUCAAUGCGAUCAAUCGCUUUGUAGCCGUCCCCACUCUUCAGAUGAUGCUGAAUGUCGACAAGUUUGGGAUCAAUACUUCUUGGCAGCGUUUCUCGAAACAUAUCAGCACUGUGUCUGAGGCUCAGCGUCUACUGCAUGACUGCAGCAUUCGUGUUACUGGAGACCAGCAGCAAAUGGUGGAGCGAGUCGCACUUGGAGAACUGGGGGUCUGCUUGCUUCACACCGACAUUGCGCGGACAAACAUUCAGGCUGAAGUGAACGCACUUUGCGUGAAGCUAUCAUCAUUUUCUUUAGCGGCUGUUCAAUCUUUGCUAGCCAAUGCUACUCCAAGGAACGUCACAACGGAAAGCAUCGGUUGCAGUUCGGCUGAUGAUUUCAAAAGUCUAAGGCGGAUGGCUGAAGGUCGGCGACCUGCCCCCGGAGAGUUAGUCUUCACGGAGACCCUCUUGGUCGAAACUCAAAGUGCCCCAUCACCCAUUUCCGGUGCCAAGGCGCAUAUUCAAAUUGAGUCGAAUAACUAUGAUAUUGAGCUGGCCGAUGUAGUAUCCUACCUCGAGGACUGCAACGGACCAUGGAUCAUCGAAGAACACAAUUCUAAUGUGGAGGGAUCUGAUCUUCCGGGACUGGGAAACAAAACGCACAGCUGGAUGGGGAUGCGGUGGUGCUAUCACUUACCACGAAGUGUACACAAGAUCGUGGCUGAUCCGGUUCCACUUCCGCCUACAGGGGUACCAAGUGGUUGGCCCUCAUGGAGCUGGGACCAGAACGCAGAGAGCGAUGUCAAGCGGCUUUGCGAUAUUCUUUGCCAACUGCGGUGCUGGGAUAGCAGAAAAUGUUGCUACAUUCUCGUUUGUGAAUUCUAUGUUCCAUGGGAACGUAAUGGAGGUCUGGAUGAUGCGGACGAAUCCUACGAGCCAGGCAGUUUUGGAGAGCUGAUGAGCCAGUGGUUUGAUGACGAUAUGGAGCAAAUACGGUAUCGAGCAAAACUGCUCGACUUUGGCAGUCGCACGAGAACGUUCUCGUUUGAUACGCCACCUUCGUCAGACAACUGGGAGUUGAGAUGGAGAAGCCCGCUCCAGAGUGAACAAGAGCCUGAGAACAAACAAAAACGACUAGUGGUGAACGCCUUGUUGGCUUCCUCACUGCAGGUGAACUCUAUCUUAGACAGUGAUGGAUACCAGCGCAUAGUUGUUGGUGUCACGCUCCCCCAGGCUACACUAUCUGUUACGCAUGUCGGGGCCAGCAACGACUCCCACGAUAUUAUCACCACUGAACUUUCCGAUACAACGCUCUCCUGUGCUGUUUCCGGUGGUACGAGCCGCUCAAGGAUGCUGAAUCUGCGGGUUUCGUCGGCGAUACAAGUGUAUCUUGAUAACAUGGCGCAGCUCCUGACCGUAUCUGUCAUCCCAAGAACUACGAUUGACGCAAUGAUUGAGACUUCCUCAAAGGGCCUCGAGAUCUCGACGCUGAUUGGCCCUGUGUCCGUGUACCUGAAUCAUACGUCGAUGUUGGUGCUGUCUGCAAUUCCAAAGAUUUUACGGCCAGCGCCGAAGUUGGUUGAAGCCGAGUCCGACGACAAGUUUUCGAGCAUGCGGAUCAAGCUUGUAAAUCUCACCGGCAGGGACAUUUGGUAUCGUCAAGAAGGGACAACAGAGAGCUUGCUACUGACUGCACAUGCAAAUACUGCAUACAGCUGGCUUUCGUUGGCUAACAGUCCAUUUUACCAGCUUCGGUUUGCGCUGGAAGAUCCAACCCACGCAGUCCGAAGGGAAUCUGCCAAAGAGAAGCAGCAGAUUGGAAAUGAUGAUUCACCUUGGUGUGACCCGUGCAGGAUCAAGGAGAAUAGCGUUACUGGGCGGUUCUUUGGCAGUCAUGGAUUUAUGUGGAUUUGCGUGGAGCUGAAGGGCUUGCAGGCAAUUGUCACGCUGCGUUCACCGUUGACAUUUAGCAACUUUUGCGACUUUCCUGUUCGUGUCCGGGUAAAUGGAGAUGCUCAUGAAUGCGCAAGGUCUGAUGAACUCUAUCAAGAUUCCCGCGCUGUUAAACAAAACGGCAAGUCUCAUUCCAACUGUAUUUCGCUGGAUGGGGCAUCAUGCACUCUGUCUGUAUCAACGAGCACCAAGGACAAUGUGUCACGCAUAAUGGUGGAGUCAGUAUCUAGCAUCGACCUUGGUGUUCAAGGCGGCUCAUGGUGCUCUGUGUCAAAGCACGACAACAUUCCUAAUGAGUUUGACCUGGUGAAAAUAAGCGAUGGGCAAUUAGACGGGUCCAAGAAGUCGCAAUGCAGCUUUGUAGUGCUGCAACCUGGUGAUGCCGACGAAACAACGCAUUAUGCGUGGAUUAAGGUGGGCCGUGCGCAGUGCAGGGCAGUACUUCCAACUGAUUUUGAUCCACUGCAGCCCCAAGUAUCUCGACGCUACACGUGGAUGGAAGUUUCGUUGUGGCCUGCCCUUACACUGGAGAAUAGUAUGGAUAUUCCUGUCUCUUUCAGCUUUUUCCAGAAGGUAAGGAAGGCUAUCUAG
This is a messenger RNA of Phytophthora sojae, 3921 nucleotides long. RefSeq lists its product as hypothetical. The record is from RefSeq and is a predicted model, not a curated record. The transcript has 5 exons. The coding region runs from base 1 to 3921 and encodes 1306 amino acids. NCBI's taxonomy places the organism in Eukaryota, Oomycota, Peronosporomycetes, Peronosporales, Peronosporaceae.